AUGCUGCUUCAAGGACCUUACUUCACUGCUGUAGAUUUAGCAGAUAUAGCCCGUAAACUUGAUGAAAGAGAAAAAUUGGUGCUUGGGGAAAGCACAGGAUGCAGUCAAAAUAUGGAUGAUUCUGGAUAUUUUUCGGUGCAGAUUCCAUUUUGCAGCCGUGGCCGGGCAUAUAUAUGCAAUUUAAGUGAACAUUGGUUUACCCUUCGGCGUUUCGGUUUCCAGUGGUUCAAACUCAAUUCGUUGCUUUCCUCUCCGAAGUUGAUUACGGACAUGUAUUUAAGUAUAUAUCUAGCGCAGUUGGCAAAUGAAGGAUAUUCAAUUUUUGUCGUCGAAGGCGAGUUACCGCACUGUACAGCAGAUGAAGUUUUAAAACAGUGUCCGGUAGACCCUGCAUUAGCAGCCCAGAAUGAUCCUAUAAGGGAUGAUCAGCGUGAGGAUGAAGAUCUAGCAAGGGCUAUUGCUUUAUCGCUUACUGAAGAUAAGUCAGAUCAGGAAGCAUAUUAUGGUGACCUUGAAGCUGCUGUGAGAGAAAGCAGACACUUGGAUGAGAAAGAUGAUGUUUCCUUUCAGCAAGCGUUGAAACAGAGUGCUCAAGAGGCUAUGGAGAGGGAGGAGGAAGAGAUGGAGAGGCAGCUACAAUGUGCGCUCCAGAUGAGUUUAGGAAUGUGUGCUUCUACUUCAAAAUCUGCUACUGUAAAGGAUCAUAUGUCAGAAGACUGCAGGCACAAAGAUAGCGUUGAAGAAAAAAUGGACGAAGCAGCAACAGAAAGUGAAGCACCGUCUAAUGCAGCAGAAGUACGGAUGAAGAGAGAGGGAUUUUUGAAAAAGUUUGAGAAAUGA
This is a messenger RNA of Enterobius vermicularis (human pinworm), 840 nucleotides long. Lineage: Eukaryota; Metazoa; Nematoda; Chromadorea; Rhabditida; Oxyuridae. The record is from the annotation of a GenBank genome assembly.